Pestalotiopsis fici W106-1 is the source of this 2406-nucleotide messenger RNA. RefSeq lists its product as uncharacterized. The record is from RefSeq and is a predicted model, not a curated record. NCBI's taxonomy places the organism in Eukaryota, Fungi, Ascomycota, Sordariomycetes, Amphisphaeriales, Sporocadaceae. Gene Ontology annotation, biological process: DNA-templated transcription. Gene Ontology annotation, molecular function: zinc ion binding; DNA binding; DNA-binding transcription factor activity, RNA polymerase II-specific. The transcript is spliced from 4 exons. Gene Ontology annotation, cellular component: nucleus. Bases 1 to 2406 code for a protein of 801 amino acids.
AUGAGCGGCCGUGAAGCUGGAUCCUCUUCAGCUCGACCGUACCGGUCAAAGCGCCAUCGGCCAUGCGACAGUUGUCGGCGUCGAAAACAAGCCUGUUGUCUUGAAGGUCAACCCCCUUGUCGCCUCUGCGUUGAGCUGCGCAUCGCAUGCACUUUCAAUGAUCCCCCUAGCAAGCGCCGGCGGACUGGUACACAGCAGCCGUCUCCGUUGACUUGCUCUUUGGAAUCCAAUGACUCUGAUAUAGUUGAAGGUUUUGAGGCUACAGAUUGCGACUUGGACGCUGCAUCAGACGGUGGACAUGGUAGCACCAAUGAUGCUCCUUGGGAAUUCACCCAUAUGGCCACGUCUGGAGAUGUCAGCAAUGUCACUAUAGACCUUGGCCCGGAUCCCCAAGUGAGUGAUACGCAUGAUGGAAAUCUGGACGGCAGAUUGAUGCCAAGCCAUGACAUGUGGUAUUUGGCCUCUCUUUGGGACGUGAACCAAAGUGGCUCGAUGAUGCACCCCACGGCUGCAGUGGGAGAAGUGGAAGCGAACGAGAAUGAGAUUGGUCUCCUGAAUUUCUCAACAAGGUCUCCCGUCCUGCCAAGCCCCAGACAGAGUGCUACUCAGCCGGCUGGGAAUACUUCAAUUUCGGCCGAAACAGCUCUGUACUAUACAACAAGCCACUCUUAUCCGGCGCGCGUCCCAGUGCCACUACAGCAAGACAAGACAACCAAUUAUCUGAGCCCUUCCAGUGACCUCGACCCAUAUUUGCUUCAACACAUGCGAUUUCCGGCCGAUGGUAUUUCCAACUUCAAACACUUUCAGUAUCGUGUUUUAGCUAGCAAGGCGACGACAUCGUCGGCCCAGCAGCGAUCCUCUGAGCAUUCGCCAGCUUACUUCAUAGUGAACAAGCGAACCACACUGGAGAACGGUGAUGAUAUGAACGCGCCUAAACCAGAUUCAUCGUUGAAUUUGGAGGAUCUUGUAAACCCUCAAGUUGGAUCUUGUCUAGUCGGAUUAUUCUUACGCUACGUCUUUCCCGGUCUCCCCAUUCUGUCACGUAGUCGAUUGACGUUGAAGACAAAGACUCUUCUGCCUCGGCCUGAGACCUUGAAGAUCCUGCCCUCUCACCUCCUAGCAGCCAUCUACGCCUCGGCCGAUCAAUUCCGCCGUUACGAUCCUUUCCUAUGUGCUUCACCAGAAAGAAACACGGGUCUUGUUGAUCAUCUUUGGCGUAUAGCCUAUGACGGCAUUCAGCAAAAUUUGCACAAGCCCCAGCUAGACCUCCUGCAGACUAUACUUUUAUAUCUGCAGCAUACAGGCAGGCGAGACGAAGCGGCUGCAGCCAACAAGACGGCCGAAUGGUCCCUCACGGGAUCGGCCAUAAAUAUCGCGUAUCAACUAGGACUACACAUUGACUGCACGGACUGGUCCAUUCCUACUUGGGAGCAGCGGCUGCGACGGCGUCUCUGGUGGGUGACGUACUCGGAGGCCAGUUGGCGGACUUUAUUGCAAGGUUUCCCGCAAACCAUUUCUCCAGACCAAUGGGAUGUCCGACCAUUGGACGAAAAUGAUUUUUUCAUUGAUAGUAUCCGUAUACCUUCAGAAGAAUCAUCUACGCGAGUACCAGCAUUGCAAGAGCCCUGCCAAUUUUGUCAUCUCGGUUAUGACUUCCGCUUCGUGGCUGAUUUGAGUCAUCACGCAAGCAAUCUACACUGUCGCAUGUACACCAUGGCAGCUAUCCGGAAAUGCUCUGGUAACUUCAAAGAGACCCUGGGUAUUGGGUCCUCUCUCUUGGCCGACCUGCAGAGAUGGAAAAAGGACCUACCAUCGCACAUUACUACACAUAGUCUAUCCAACAUACGAGAGAAUCGCGACUAUUUUCAUCCAGGAUCGGCCACCAAUAUCAAGAUGGCCUAUCUUACUAUUGAGGUCUUGAUAUAUCGCGCUAUACUCCGGUCGCUACCAUCAAAGUUGACUGCGAAUGAAAUAGAUCCGCCCCCAGAACAACGCCAUGACGGCGAUACUCCAAAUGGCCAAGCCCCCGGUUCCGUGUUGGAAACCUACCGUGCUGCUAUCAAUGUCAUGCAACGCAUCUCGGGCUUUGUGGAGCGACUCGGAUCAUAUGACCGGAAUAGUCUUUAUUAUGCUUGGACCGAAGAAUGUUUCAGCAUCAUGUCGAAUUUCAUUCUGUUUCUCCUCGUCAGGGCGCCGACGGCAGAAAUCGCCAAGGAUGUAUUGGCAUUAUUGGCACGUUGGGUCAUUCUAUUACGCGAACAGUGUAUCUUGUUUGACCAGACCCGUCUCGCGCUUACCCGGUUGGAUACUGUCUUUCACAUGGGCAUGGAAAACGUCUUUCACUUUUCUCCUCAUGUGAAGAAAGCGGUAGAAGAUGAGUUCCCGAUGCGGUUAUACAAGAACUAG